AAAAGAGAAAGUCAAAAUUUGAAUGAAUUAAAACCAUGGGAGAAUGAUGAACAUGUAUUAUUAUUUACAACUAUAUAUAAUUUAUGUAUUUUACCUGAUUCAGUUUAUUAUGAAGAACAAUUAUAUAAUUUAUAUUCAAUUUAUAUUAAAAAAUAUUUACAAACAACAAUAUUACCAAAAUUAAAAGAUAAAUAUGGAGAAGAUUUAUUAAAUGAAAUUGUUUUUAUUUGGAUUAAUUUUAGAGACAUUUUUGUAAAAUUUUGUUCCUAUAUAUUUAAAUAUUUAGAUCAAUUUUAUGUUGCUUCAAAUACUAAAAGAACUUUAAAAUAUGAAGCUUAUUAUUUAUUUAAAACAAGUAUAUUUGAUCAUUGUAAAGUUCAAUUAAGACAAAUUUUACUUGAUAAAAUUACACAAGAUCAAUAUUUAUUAUUUGCUGAAGAAUGUAUUCAACAAGAACAAACUAGAAUUCAAGCAAUAUUUCCAACUAGUUUUUCACAAAACAAGUUAAUGAAAUUAUGUGAUUUGGAAUUAUUGAAAAAUAUGCAAAAACGUUUAUUAGAAAUGAGUGGAAGUGGUGUUAAAAUUUUAAUUAGAGAUGAAAAAUUUGAUGAUUUGAAAAGAUUAUAUCGUUUAAUGAAUAGAUUAGAAGGUGGUUUAGAUCCAAUUGCUGAUUUAUUUAAACAAUAUUUAAUUUUUGUUGGAAAUGAAUUAUUUGUCAAGUAUGAAAAUGCUUCAUCUGAAAUGAUUAAAUCUAAUGAUAAUAAUUUAAAUAAUAAUAAUAAUAAUGAUUUAUUAGAACUUCAUCAAAAGAUGAAAAAUAUAACAAAUGGAUCAUUUUCAAGAAAUGUAAUAUUUCAUAAGGCCAUGUCAGAAGGAUUUAAACAAUUUGUUAAUAAGAAUAUAACACUUGGUCAAUUUGAAAUUAGAAUUGUACAAUUAUUUGCCUAUUAUACAGAUGAUGUAUUAAGAAAGAAGAGUGAUGAAAAGAAAUUAGAUUGUAUUGUUGAUUUUAUUCAAUUCUUUUCAGAUAGAGAUAUGUUUAUUGAAGAACAUCGUAAAUUAUUUGCUAUAAGAUUAUUAGUAACUGAUUAUCAAGAAUUAGAAGAAAGAAUGAUGAUUUCUAAAUUAAAAUAUCAUUAUAGAGGUGUUGCUGAUACUUAUAAAUUAGAGAAAAUGUUAACAGAUAAAACAAUGGCCAAUGAUAUGAAAUUAGAAUUUCAAAAUUAUAUUACAACAAAUCAAUUACAACUUUCAUAUGAUGUUAAUGUUACAGUUUUAACUAUGGGAAUGUGGCCUUUAAAAGCAAAAGAACACAUGUUACUUCCAAAGGAAUUUUUAGAAUCACAACAUUUAUUUAAACAAUUUUAUGAUUCUAGAAAUGGUAAAAGAGUUUUAAAAUGGGUUUAUUCAAAGAGUAUGGCUCAAAUUCAUGCUCAUUAUAUUAAUGGUAAUCAUUUAUUUGAACUUUCUACUUUACAAGCUUCAAUUUUAUUACUUUUUAAUGAUCAAUUACAAUUAUCUGUUAAACAAAUUGAAGAUUUAACUGGUUUAAAUUUUGAUGAUAUUGAUUUGAAACAAUCAAUAAUUUCAUUAUCAUCAACAAAAUUUCCAAUUUUAAUAUUUAAUCAGAAGGAAAUGACACUUUCAUUGAAUGAAAAUUUUACAUCUCGAUCAUUUAAACUUAAAAUUCCAUUACCAAGAAUAACACAAAAAGAUACACAAGGUACACAAACAAGUGUUAGUACAGAUAGAGUUCAUAUUUUAGAUGCAUGUGUUGUUAGAAUUAUGAAAACAAGAAAGACAAUGAAUAUUCAAUCAUUAUUUAAUGAAGUUAGUUCACAAUUAAUUCCAAUAUUUACUCCUGAUGUUAAACAAAUUAAGAAGAGAAUUGAAUCUUUACUUGAAAGAGAUUUUUUGAAAAGAGAUGAACAAAAUAAUUCAAUAUUACAUUAUGUUGCAUAA
This is a messenger RNA of Naegleria gruberi, 1962 nucleotides long. RefSeq lists its product as uncharacterized. Gene Ontology annotation, biological process: protein ubiquitination; ubiquitin-dependent protein catabolic process. Gene Ontology annotation, molecular function: ubiquitin protein ligase binding. The transcript has 4 exons. The record is from RefSeq and is a predicted model, not a curated record. The annotation marks the transcript as partial. Gene Ontology annotation, cellular component: cullin-RING ubiquitin ligase complex. NCBI's taxonomy places the organism in Eukaryota, Heterolobosea, Eutetramitea, Acrasida, Naegleriidae.